GUUUUGAGGAAGAUGGGGAGAGGCAAGAUUGAGAUCAAGAGAAUUGAGAACCCAAGCAACAGGCACGUGACCUACACGAAGAGGAGGAAUGGGAUCAUAAAGAAGGCUACGGAGAUCAGUGUUCUCUGUGAUGCUAAAGUUUCGCUUGUUAUCUUGAGCAGCUCUGGAAAAAUACAUGACUUCUGCAGCCCUUCAACUUCGCUGAUUGAAAUCUUAGACUUGUACCACCGGAGUUCUGGGAAGAGGUUGUGGGAUGCCAAGCAUGAGAACCUCAGGAAUGAAAUUGAUAGAAUCAAGAAAGAGAACGACAACAUGCAGAUUCAGCUCAGGCACUUGAAGGGGGAGGAUAUCACAUCUUUGAACCCUAGAGAGCUCAUACUCCUUGAGGAAGCCCUUGAAAAUGGCGCCAGCAGUAUCCGCGAGAUGCAGAUGGACUGCUGGAGGAUGGCUAGGAAAAAGAACAAGGACUUGGAGGAGGAGAAUAAGGACCUUCAAUUCACUCUGCACCAACAGGAACAGGAGAUGGCCAUGGAAGCAGCAAGCAGAGACCUGGAGGAUGAUUAUGCGCAGAGGGUGAGGGACUACAAUUCUCAAAUGCCUUUGGCUUUCCGUGUGCAGCCUAUUCAGCCAAAUCUACAAGAGAGGAUAUAAUAGUCUAAAGUACUGUUAGCUAGCUAGCUGUCUUGAAAAAUAACUUAAUUUCAGCUGUCCAACGUUUGUAAUAGCCUUAAUAUUUUCCUCCUUAUGCAAGUUCCAGCUAGCUAGUACUCAAACCU
Molecule: messenger RNA, 776 nt
Organism: Corylus avellana
Lineage: Eukaryota; Viridiplantae; Streptophyta; Magnoliopsida; Fagales; Betulaceae
Product: agamous-like MADS-box protein MADS9
Biological process (GO): positive regulation of transcription by RNA polymerase II
Cellular component (GO): nucleus
Molecular function (GO): protein dimerization activity; RNA polymerase II transcription regulatory region sequence-specific DNA binding; DNA-binding transcription factor activity
Source: RefSeq, a predicted model, not a curated record